Messenger RNA from Salvia miltiorrhiza (redroot sage), 1413 nucleotides. Its product is annotated as F-box protein CPR1-like. The transcript has a single exon. Gene Ontology annotation, molecular function: protein binding. The record is from RefSeq and is a predicted model, not a curated record. The coding region runs from base 70 to 1182 and encodes 370 amino acids. NCBI's taxonomy places the organism in Eukaryota, Viridiplantae, Streptophyta, Magnoliopsida, Lamiales, Lamiaceae.
UAAAUGCGCCUUCUCUUCUCCCUCUUCUCUUUCUAAACCCUAACCCAAUUAGUUCAUGAUUUUUUCAAAAUGAAGUCAGAUUUCUUCAAAAAUCUACCACCAGAAAUCAUCACCGAGAUCUUCUUAAGGCUACCUGUUGUAAGCAUUCUAAUAAGCAAAUGUGUUUGCAAGCGAUGGCUCCAUCUGCUGGAGUCUGAUGCUUUUGUCAAGUCUCAUUUUGCCAGAUCCGCCCCCGCCCUAGUUGUUGUGGACGAUUCAAAUCAGUUGAAAGUUUUGGAAUUCGAAGGCGAGCUCGAUCUGAACCUCGAGAGCCACGAUCCACUCAUCAAGUAUGAUUUCCCUUACCGCCAAGCAAAACUAAGCAGUUCUGUUAAUGGUUUGAUUGUAGUAAGGGUGCGUUUUAAUAUGAUUUGUGUAUGUAAUCCGAUCACUCGUGAAGUUAUUAAGCUGGAUCUGCCUUCUUCAAGAGUAUAUGGUUUUGGAUUUGGGGCAAGCAAAAUCAGUGGCCGAUACAAGGCGGUCAGUAUUAGUAGUAAGCCCUAUGGCUAUGAUGAUAAAUUGGAUUGUCAUGUAUACACUCUUGGAACAGGGUCUUGGCGACGCCUUGAAGGUAACCCGUGUGUGCACCAGUAUGGUGAAGGUGCAUUUGUUAAUGGAAAUUUCCAUUGGAUAGUAUACAUGAAUGGAGAAGCGUCAUGGAUUUCUUGCUUUGAUCUUGAAACGGAAUGUUUUAGCUUCUUUAAAGCUCCUCCCUAUCUUGCUCAAGGAUUCUUGAGAAGAACAACGACCUUGUCUGCUUUGAGCGGUUGCCUAUGGUUUUGCAAGGUAACAUCCGAAUAUGAAGAUGAAGAUGAUGGUUGGCGAUGUGAGGUUAGUAUAUGGAUUAUGAAGGAAUAUGGAGUGGACGAAUCUUGGAGCAAGGAAUAUGUGAUCCCCCUUGAUGAUGAGACGCAGAGUGUUGAUCCCAUCAAAGUUUUCGAAAAUGGCGACCUAUUGAUGUUAGUGGAGAUAGACGUUUCUGGGUGCCUUUUCUACUACUCUAAGAAGACUAAAACUAUGCAAAGUAUUGAUUUGUUUGGUGCAGGGCAGACCUCUGACGAUGUCAAGUAUGGGCUUUUCACUCCCACCCUUGUUUCACUCAAAACUUUAGGUUUAGGUGUGGAGAAUGUAAUCUCAUUCUGAUUGUUUGCUUCAUUCUCAUAAUGCUACCAUCAACUAAAUGUAUAUGUUUGAAGAUUGAGUUAGUGAUGAAGCAUAUCAUUUAGAUCAAGGAAACUAUCCUAUAUAUAUUAUGGUUCCUUUGGUACAUUUCUUAGUGGCAAUGAUGCUGCUUCUGCUUGUAUAGUUUGAAGGAUUAUUGCCUGUGUUUUUUUUGUGAUGAAUCAUGUGAUGAUGAGAUUGUUGUUUGUUAUA